Molecule: messenger RNA, 5884 nt
Organism: Pongo pygmaeus (Bornean orangutan)
Lineage: Eukaryota; Metazoa; Chordata; Mammalia; Primates; Hominidae
Gene: PDGFRB
Product: platelet derived growth factor receptor beta
Exons: 23
Coding region: 638-3958 (1106 amino acids)
Biological process (GO): platelet-derived growth factor receptor signaling pathway; protein phosphorylation; angiogenesis
Cellular component (GO): signaling receptor complex; plasma membrane
Molecular function (GO): ATP binding; platelet-derived growth factor beta-receptor activity; platelet-derived growth factor binding
Source: RefSeq, a predicted model, not a curated record
AAAGAGAGAGGGGGAAAAAACUGAAAUUGAAAACAGACGCACGCGUCCACCCUCCCUGCCCCACCGCCCCCCCCUUCUCCCAGCUGGGCCAAUCAGAAGCCACCCUGCAGCCUUUCCCCCAAAGUGGCGGGGGAAGUGGGGGGGCAUGGAAGCCCACAGUGGUGUGAGCUCCUGAGGCUGCCAGCAGCCAGCAGUGACUGCCCGCCCUAUCUGGGACCCAGGACAGCUCUGUGAGCAACUUGGAGCCAGAGAGGAGAUCAACAAGGAGGAGGAGAGAGCCGGCCCCUCAGCCCUGCUGCCCAGCAGCAGCCUGCGCUCGCCCUGCCCAACGCAGACAGCCAGACCCAGGGCGGCCCCUCUGGCGGCUCUGCUCCUCCCGAAGGAUGCUUGGGGAGUGAGGCGAAGCUGGGCCGCUCCUCUCCCCUGCAGCAGCCCCCUUCCUCCAUCCGUCUGUUCUCCUGAGCCUUCAGGAACCUGCACCGGUCCUGCCUCUCCUUCUACCUAGCUGUUACCCACUCUGGGACCAGCAGUCUUUCUGAUAACGGGGAGAGGGCAGUAAGGAGGACUUCCUGGAGGGGGUGACUGUCCAGAGCCUGGAACUGUGCCCACACCAGAAGCCAUCGGCAGCAAGGACACCAUGCGGCUUCUGGGUGCGAUGCCAGCUCUGGCCCUCAAAGGCCAGCUGCUGUUGCUGCCCCUCCUGUUACUGCUGGAACCACAGGUCUCUCAGGGCCUGGUCAUCACACCCCCAGGGCCAGAGCUUGUCCUCAAUGUCUCCAGCACCUUCGUUCUGACCUGCUCGGGUUCAGCUCCGGUGGUGUGGGAACGGAUGUCCCAGGAGCCCCCACAGGAAAUGGCCAAGGCCCAGGAUGGCACCUUCUCCAGCGUGCUGACACUGACCAACCUCACUGGGCUAGACACGGGAGAAUACUUUUGCACCCACAAUGACUCCCGUGGACUGGAGCCCGAUGAGCGGAAACGGCUCUACAUCUUUGUGCCAGAUCCCACUAUGGGCUUCCUCCCUAAUGAUGCCGAGGAACUAUUCAUCUUUCUCACGGAAAUAACUGAGAUCACCAUUCCAUGCCGAGUAACAGACCCACAGCUGGUGGUGACACUGCACGAGAAGAAAGGGGACAUUGCACUGCCUGUCCCCUAUGAUCACCAACGUGGCUUUUCUGGUAUCUUUGAGGACAGAAGCUACAUCUGCAAAACCACCAUUGGGGACAGGGAGGUGGAUUCCGAUGCCUACUAUGUCUACAGACUCCAGGUGUCAUCUAUCAACGUCUCUGUGAACGCAGUGCAGACUGUGGUCCGCCAGGGUGAGAACAUCACCCUCAUGUGCAUUGUGAUCGGGAAUGAGGUGGUCAACUUCGAGUGGACAUACCCCCGCAAAGAAAGUGGGCGGCUGGUGGAGCCGGUGACCGACUUCCUCUUGGAUAUGCCUUACCACAUCCGCUCCAUCCUGCACAUCCCCAGUGCCGAGUUAGAAGACUCGGGGACCUACACCUGCAAUGUGACGGAGAGUGUGAAUGACCAUCAGGAUGAAAAGGCCAUCAACAUCACCGUGGUUGAGAGCGGCUACGUGCGGCUCCUGGGAGAAGUGGGCACACUGCAAUUUGCUGAGCUGCAUCGGAGCCGGACACUGCAGGUAGUAUUCGAGGCCUACCCACCGCCCACCGUCCUGUGGUUUAAAGACAACCGCACCCUGGGCGACUCCAGCGCUGGCGAGAUCGCCCUGUCCACGCGCAACGUGUCGGAGACCCGGUAUGUGUCAGAGCUGACACUGGUUCGCGUGAAGGUGGCAGAGGCUGGCCACUACACCAUGCGGGCCUUCCAUGAGGACGCUGAGGUCCAGCUCUCCUUCCAGCUACAGAUCAAUGUCCCUGUCCGAGUGCUGGAGCUAAGUGAGAGCCACCCUGACAGCGGGGAACAGACAGUCCGCUGUCGUGGCCGGGGCAUGCCCCAGCCGAACAUCAUCUGGUCCGCCUGCAGAGACCUCAAAAGGUGUCCACGCGAGCUGCCGCCCACGCUGCUGGGGAACAGUUCCGAAGAGGAGAGCCAGCUGGAGACGAACGUGACGUACUGGGAGGAGGAGCAGGAGUUUGAGGUGGUGAGCACACUGCGUCUGCAGCACGUGGAUCGGCCGCUGUCGGUGCGCUGCACGCUGCGCAACGCUGUGGGCCAGGACACGCAGGAGGUCAUCGUGGUGCCACACUCCUUGCCCUUUAAGGUGGUGGUGAUCUCAGCCAUCCUGGCCCUGGUGGUGCUCACCAUCAUCUCCCUUAUCAUCCUCAUCAUGCUUUGGCAGAAGAAGCCACGUUACGAGAUCCGAUGGAAGGUGAUUGAGUCUGUGAGCUCUGACGGCCAUGAGUACAUCUACGUGGACCCCAUGCAGCUGCCCUAUGACUCCACGUGGGAGCUGCCGCGGGACCAGCUUGUGCUGGGACGCACCCUCGGCUCUGGGGCCUUUGGGCAGGUGGUGGAGGCCACGGCUCAUGGCCUGAGCCAUUCUCAGGCCACGAUGAAAGUGGCCGUCAAGAUGCUUAAAUCCACAGCCCGCAGCAGUGAGAAGCAAGCCCUUAUGUCGGAGCUGAAGAUCAUGAGUCACCUUGGGCCCCACCUGAACGUGGUCAACCUGUUGGGGGCCUGCACCAAAGGAGGACCCAUCUAUAUCAUCACUGAGUACUGCCGCUACGGAGACCUGGUGGACUACCUGCACCGCAACAAACACACCUUCCUGCAGCACCACUCUGACAAGCGCCGCCCGCCCAGCGCGGAGCUCUACAGCAAUGCACUGCCCGUUGGGCUCCCCCUGCCCAGCCAUGUGUCCUUGACUGGGGAGAGCGACGGUGGCUACAUGGACAUGAGCAAGGACGAGUCGGUGGACUACGUACCCAUGCUGGACAUGAAAGGAGACGUCAAAUAUGCAGACAUCGAGUCCUCCAAUUACAUGGCCCCUUACGAUAACUACGUUCCCUCUGCCCCUGAGAGGACCUGUCGGGCAACUUUGAUCAACGAGUCUCCAGUGCUAAGCUACAUGGACCUCGUGGGCUUCAGCUACCAGGUGGCCAAUGGCAUGGAGUUUCUGGCCUCCAAGAACUGUGUCCACAGAGACCUGGCGGCUAGGAACGUGCUCAUCUGUGAAGGCAAGCUGGUCAAGAUCUGUGACUUUGGCCUGGCUCGAGACAUCAUGCGGGACUCGAAUUACAUCUCCAAAGGCAGCACCUUUUUGCCUUUGAAGUGGAUGGCUCCGGAGAGCAUCUUCAACAGCCUCUACACCACCCUGAGCGACGUGUGGUCCUUCGGGAUCCUGCUCUGGGAGAUCUUCACCUUGGGUGGCACCCCUUACCCAGAGCUGCCCAUGAAUGAACAGUUCUACAAUGCCAUCAAACGGGGUUACCGCAUGGCCCAGCCUGCCCAUGCCUCCGAUGAGAUCUAUGAGAUCAUGCAGAAGUGCUGGGAAGAGAAGUUUGAGAUUCGGCCCCCCUUCUCCCAGCUGGUGCUGCUUCUCGAGAGACUGUUGGGCGAAGGUUACAAAAAGAAGUACCAGCAGGUGGAUGAGGAGUUUCUGAGGAGUGACCACCCAGCCAUCCUUCGGUCCCAGGCCCGCUUGCCCGGGUUCCAUGGCCUCCGAUCUCCCCUGGACACCAGCUCCGUCCUCUAUACUGCCGUGCAGCCCAAUGAGGGUGACAACGACUAUAUCAUCCCCCUGCCUGACCCCAAACCCGAGGUUGCUGACGAGGGCCCACUGGAGGGUUCCCCCAGCCUAGCCAGCUCCACCCUGAAUGAAGUCAACACCUCCUCAACCAUCUCCUGUGACAGCCCCCUGGAGCCCCAGGAUGAACCAGAGCCAGAGCCCCAGCUUGAGCUCCAGGUGGAGCCAGAGCCGGAGCUGGAACAGCUGCCGGAUUCAGGGUGCCCUGCGCCUCGGGUGGAAGCAGAGGACAGCUUCCUGUAGGGGGCUGGCCCCUACCCUGCCCUGCCCGAAGCUCCCCCUCUGCCAGCACCCAGCAUCUCCUGGCCUGGCCUGGCCGGGCUUCCUGUCAGCCAGGCUGCCCUUAUCAGCUGUCCCCUUCUGGAAGCUUUCUGCUCCUGACUUGUUGUGCCCCAAACCCUGGGGCUGGCUUAGGAGGCAAGAAAACUGCAGGGGCCAUGACCAGUCCUCUGCCUCCAGGGAGGCCAACUGACUCUGAGCCAGGGUUCCCCCCAGGGAACUCAGUUUUCCCAUGUGUAAGAUGGGAAAGUUGGGCUUGAUGACCCAGAAUCUAGGAUUCUCUCCCUGGCUGUCAGGUGGGGAGGCUGAAUCCCUCCCUGGGAAGAUUCUUGGAGUUAUUGAGGUGGUAAAUUAACUUUUUUCUGUUCAGCCAGCUACCCCUCAAGGAAUCAUAGCUCUCUCCUCGCACUUUUAUCCACCCAGGAGCUAGGGAAGAGACCCUAGCAUCCCUGGCUGCUGGCUGAGCUAGGACCUAGCCUUGGGCAGUGUUGCCUCAUCCAGAAGAAAGCCAGUCUCCUCCCUAUGAUGCCAGUCCCUGCUUUCCCUGGCCCGAGCUGGUCUGGGGCCACUAGGCAGCCUAAUUAAUGCUGGAGGCUGAGCCAAGUACAGGACACCCCCAGCCUGCAGCCCUUGCCCAGGGUACUUGGAGCACACGUGGCCAUAGCAAGUGCCCGUGUCCCUGUACUUCAGGCUCAUCAGUCCUGGGGCUUUUUCUUUAUCACCCUCAGUCUUAAUCCAUCCACCAGAGUCUGGAAGGCCAGACGGGCCCUGCAUCUGUGAUGAGAAUGUAAAUGUGCCAGUGUGGAGUGGCCACAUGUGUGUGCCAGUAUAUGGCCCUGGCUCUGCGUUGGACCUGCUAUGAGGCUUUGGAGGAAUCCCUCACCCUCUCUGGGCCUCAGUUUUCCCCUUCAAAAAGUGAACAAGUCGGACUUAUUAACUCCCAGUGCCUUGCCAGCACUAACAUUCUAGAAUAUUCCAGGUGGUUGCACAUUUGUCCAGAUGAAGCAAGGCCAUAUAUCCUAAACUUCCAUCCUGGGGGUCAGCUGGGCUCCUGGGAGAUUCCAGAUCACACAUCACUCUCUGGGGACUCAGGAACCACGCCCCUUCCCCAGGCCCCCAGCAAGUCUCAAGAACGCAGCUGCCCAGGCCUUGACUUAGAGUGACAGCCGGUGUGCUGGAAAGCCCCCAGCAGCUGCCCCAGGGACAUGGGAAGACCACGGGACCUCUUUCACUACCCACGAUGACCUCUGGGGGUAUCCUGGGCAAAAGGGACAAAGAGGGCAAAUGAGAUCACCUCCUGCAGCCCAGCACUCCAGCACCUGCACCGAGGUCUGCGUCGAAGACAGAAUGGACAGUGAGGACAGUUAUGUCUUGUAAAAGACAAGAAGCUUCAGAUGGGUACCCCAAGAAGGAUAUGAGAGGUGGGCGCUUUGGAGGUUUGCUCCUCACCCACCAGCUGCCCCAUCCCUGAGGCAGCGCUCCAUGGGGGUAUGGUUUUGUCACUGCCCAGACCUAGGAGUGACAUCUCAUUGUCCCUAGCCCAGUGGGCAUUGGAGGUGCCAGGGGAGUCAAGGUUGUAGCCAAGACGCCCCAGCACGGGGAGGGUUGGGAAGGGGGUGCAGGAAGCUCAACCCUUCUGGGCACCAGCCCUGCAUUGCAGGUUGGCACCUUACUUCCCUGGGAUCCCCAGAGUUGGUCCAAGGAGGGAGAGUGGGCUCUCAAUACGGUACCAAAGAUAUAAUCACCUAGGUUUACAAAUAUUUUUAGGACUCACGUUAACUCACAUUUAUACAGCAGAAGUGCUAUUUUGUAUGCUGUUAAGUUUUUCUAUCUGUGUACUUUUUUUUAAGGGAAAGAUUUUAAUAUUAAACCUGGUGCUUCUCACUCACA